CUUAUUAAUGCCAAUAAAUGUACAGGAUUGAUGUGCAGAAGGAAGGUCUUUAAUGUGUGCUUUGAUAAUGAAGCAGCUGACUUUGACCACCUCAAUUGUGACCCAGAGCAUAUUAUAGGCUGCUCACACUGCUUGGUUUUACAGCCCAUGAUUUGUUGUGACAUUCACCAUCCCAACCACUUUUCUACCUGCUCUUCUCCAACUGAUGAACUCUCUGCCACAUCCCAGCAUUCCUGCAUUCCAAAGUACAAACAAGAAGCAUCUGACCUUGCACUGUUGGAUGCCCUUUAUGAUUGGCAUGAGGAGAAGACCAUAUCAAUAUAUGGCUGGGCUCAUCUCAGUGACCUCAGCCCUUCCCUUGUCCUACCCAAUUCCAUGCUAGAUCACAUCAUUGACUGCAUACAUCAUCACAAAAUUCACAGUGUGCUUGAGCUGAAGAAGGAGACAUGGUGGAUGGAUGCUGAUAGGUUUGGAAAUGAGGUCGUAUUGCUUAUUCAAAUGCUUGCACCACCUGGUGCAAGCCCUUUUGCUAUAACUCCUCUAAGCUGCACAUCCAGCGCCACCAACACCAAUGUUCCACCUUCAACACCAUCCACACCAUCUCCCUGUCUUGCUACAACUUCCAAUGCUCCCAAGCCCAAGAACAAGUGUAGCACCUGCAGCCAAAAGGGCCACAAUGGUGAGUGUCUCACUGUUUGCAUUCAAAUUUUCAAAAAUAUUCAUUCAUUAACAGCACACAAUUGUGUUUGUCCAAGCCACCCAUCUCAUGCUAGACUAAACAAAGAAAAUAACAUCACAUUCUGCUUAAACCAGCUCAACUAA
Molecule: messenger RNA, 822 nt
Organism: Suillus subaureus
Lineage: Eukaryota; Fungi; Basidiomycota; Agaricomycetes; Boletales; Suillaceae
Exons: 2
Source: RefSeq, a predicted model, not a curated record